AUGCUGCUGCGGCGGAAAAGUGUUGUUCCAAAGCUUGGAGAUGGAUUCCUGGCAUGGACUGGCAUUAUUAUGGACUCUGCUGCUGUGUCCUUCAUCAUUGCAACCUCCAGUGAUCCAACAGCUGCAUCUAUUUCGGACAGAGAUUGUGAUACGAGAGAGGGAGAGACUGUAGCCAUGAACUAUAAGCCGUCCCCACUUCAAGUGAAAUUAGAGAAGCAGAGGGAGCUGGCUCGGAAGGGCUCCCUGAAGAACGGCAACAUGGGAAGCCCAGUUAAUCAGCAGCCCAAGAAGAACAACGUGAUGGCACGAACAAGGCUCGUCGUUCCCAAUAAGGGCUAUUCGUCGUUAGACCAGAGUCCAGAUGAAAAGCCACUGGUAGCCCUGGAUACGGACAGUGAUGAUGACUUUGACAUGUCCAGAUAUUCCUCCUCCGGAUACUCAUCAGCUGAGCAGAUCAACCAAGACUUGAACAUCCAGCUGCUAAAGGAUGGGUACCGGUUAGAUGAGAUCCCAGAUGACGAGGACCUCGACCUAAUCCCCCCUAAAUCGGUCAACCCUACCUGCAUGUGUUGCCAAGCCACCUCCUCCACCGCCUGUCACAUCCAGUAGUGAGGCCGGCAGGCUGUGAUCAGUGCUUUCCACUAUAACUGUAAAACUUAACAGCCAUUGCUUCCUCCUAUGGUAGGACGUGCACCUCUUUGUGUUCAUGGAGCCAGGAGAAACCAAAAAAUUCAUUUUAUGAUUGGUUGAUAAGUUAUUUUGAACUAUGGUUAAACAAAAUAGAAAUUGCUCAAAGUGCCAGGCAGUGCCUGGCAGAACUGACUGGUCUGGAGAGUGAAUGCAGGGGGGUCCAGAGAUACCUCCUUGGUUUGUGUAGGCACUGGGGAUGUUUUGUAAGGUGUCUUCCAGAAUGGGAAGGGUCAGAGCGGGCUGAAGGCAAUCCUGCCCACCAAAACCAGUCCAUCUGGGAGAUCAGGGGUGAGUCUGAGGUGUCAGGGGGUUUUACCAGUGAGAGGAGGUCAGUUCUUAAUUCAUUCACUAAAGCUGUUUUGCAUAACCAAAAUGAUACUGUAACUGGGGCACAGGAAUGGGAACGGAGCAGGGCAUCCUUUCUUAUGGCAAGGCUAGCCAGGACUAGCAUGACACAAUUCAUUCACUUGUGAAGAGGACAAAUAGGUGACAUUUCACUGUGAGUCAGUACUAGCUAGAGCUGUCGUGUCACAUAUCCAGUGCCAUCCACCCUUAGUUCCACAUCAAAUUAUCACCAAACACAUCAGAGUCAAUCUGCAGGCCAGCCAUGCUCUUCAGGGAUUCAGUCCUUGCCCAAGAAUACCAUACUCCUGAGUUCAGUCCAGUCACAUAUACUGACUUCAGCCUAUACUUAAUUCCCAUGAGACCCAUCUGCUUCCAAAAUUCUUAACUUUGUUUAACUAAGAAAAAAUUAGUCCUACAUGAGACAGGACUAGAGCUGUACAGUCUGAAGGUCAGUGCUGGAAAAGCUAGUUGAAGGAAGCAUGUUUUUACAGUGCUCCGCUGUUGAUGUUCUCUUGACACUGUGUCUCUUGGUGCCUGUGGGAGAGAUUUGUUAACGCUGAAGGCUUCUUGUGUGGUGGCGUCAGACUUUAGGGGAGUUUUCACCAACAGCAGGAUUAUGAACAGCUUCAGCUGAAAAAAAAACAUGAGAGGAAACUACUCUUUAUCCCAUCCCUGUCCACUUGUGAAACAGGCUUGGUCUGUGUUAGAGCUGUCCCAUGUCAAGAGCAAUUGUGUUUAUUUGGUGCUGGAAUAGUCAGGAAACCUGAUGUUACAUUAGGUCACUAGACUGAAUUGCCAGUUCACCAGCAGAUCGUUUUGAAUACAAAAUCAUUUCUGGAAUUAGGAAACGUGUCCUCUCCCUGGCCUGUCUUACACUGCUGGCUUCAGCAUAUCUGGGGCUUAGGUGAGAGAUGGGCUGGCAUUUUUCUUGGUGUUGAAAUCUUUUGCCACAGGCACAACAGUGUGUUUUCCUGCCCUGCCAGGAGGAAACGACCACCUGCCUUAGGUCAUCACUUGCUUUAUAGCCUGGGGAAGAGAAAAAGAGAGGGCAGUUCUGAGCUUCCCAUCAGAAUUCCUGAGGCACAAGGCAGAGCCUGAGCUCCAUGCUGACAGACAGAUCCCCCAUGUGAAAUCUGCAUGAAGUAAGCUGAGUCUUUAAGAAGUCCUCUUCAUGAUUAGGAGGAGAUUUAUUUAACAUCCUGGGGUUUCACUCUGUGCAGUGCAAAGCACAAUACCAUCUACAACGUGAGCAAAAGAGCAGGCACACAAGAUUCAUGGGCUUUAUUAUGCACUUGCUGGUAUUGACAACUGUUAAAGCUAUGUUUGCCCCCUGCCCCGCCGCCCCUAAAACAGUGUGCUGCCACCUUGGCUCCAGGCCGUAGAAAGAGGACUGAGUGGUGCUGUUUGCUGAGCAUCCUUGCCUCCUCAUGCAGAAGUGCUGGUUAACUUGCCAGCUCCUCUAGGAGGAGUGUUCCUCAAGUGGAUUCCUCUCCCUUUCUCACCACCUGAUCAUGCUGAGGGGGAAUAUUUCCAAAAUAUUUCUAAAGAAGCACAAAGCAUCAGUUCUCCAAUUCUACACUUCUUCAUUUGUGUGCCUGCUUUCCUCUCCAUUGCUAGCUCAGGUUGAGGUUAGCAAGUUGUCUGGAGGUUAGGGAAGAGCUCUAACAACACUGUGUAGAGAAAAAAGAUAAAAGGGAAAAAACAUUCCUUAAGGAGUCUUUUUUUUAAAUGGGGAAUAUAGUCAAAACCUAACAGAAACACCAUGGUCAAACCAAAUCCUAUAGGACAUGAGUGCGUCUCUUUAAAUCUUCACUAUUCUAAAGAGGGACUUUGCAGUUCAGCAUUGGUACCAUGCAACGCCUUCAUCACAUUUAUCCUCCUGGGUCAGCCUCUGUGCCUUCCAGCUGGGCUGGACAAGUUCAGCCUUUCCCACAGCCCUUGCUCAGGAGCUCAGAGCAUCUCAGUGUGCCUGCUAGAGCAACAAGUCAUCUGUUUACGUGGGUCAGCUGUGAAGGACUGCAGGUCCCACAGGUCUCUGUCAUGCUGCCAUCAUGUUUGGUCUAGGACAGAAUGAGGCUUGCUGACACUGUAUCUCCCAGGGUUAAUGCCUCCCCUCUGAAGGACAGACCUUCCCUGAUAACCACUGCCCCAUGGCACCACAACCAAGUCCUUUUAUUGCCCCUAUUGCUGGGUUUUGCAUGCCAUGUGCCCAGAGGCAUUCUUCAACCCUGCAACUGCCCUCAGCCCUUUGCAUUGUGUGGUGUGCAUCUGCUUCUAGCAUAACCCUUGAGGGAGGGAGAGAGAUUAAUUUAAAUGUUACACCCAGUGCUUCCUCCAAAUAUAGACCGAAGCACAAGCCAAGUGUUUUUCCCUGUGCACGGAAGGAGUUUGUUGCACAAAUAGCUGGUUUGGCAUGACAGUACAGGACCAUAAAAUGGCAAUUUUUUGGCUUCUCCUCUCUAUGCUUUGUGUUCAUAUAUUUUGUUAGGGGAAUAAAGUAGAAAGGGUGGGGAAAAGUAGUUAUCUGUGUAGGGUCAUUAUCAGGAAGGCUGAAUGGAUUAAGGCAAUGCACAUGUGGCUAUCAUGGAAAUUGAACACUAACCCUUCUGAACUGCAGCCCCUUAAGCAGGUUAUGACUAUGUGGCAGGCUUGUUGGCUUGUUAUGGAAUAUGGUGGACAGCCCAUCAGUAUGUAUAAACCACAGAUUGGGCUGGCCCCCCCUGUCUGGUCUCGUGUUCAGACCUUUGCUUCAGCCAGAAGGUUUUCUUUGUGCCCUUGUUGGAUGUUAACACUGUGGCGACUUCCUGGGAAGGUGUAUAGAUACACGGCUGUUACGGCACUGCUCUCCUUAGACCAGUCUCUGCCUCCAUGGCCGGGAGAAGGCAAAAGCAAAGAGCAUGGAUCCUGACCCUCUGUUGCAGCAUUAUAAAGCCCUAAAAUCUGCAGAGCUGCUGGGCACUCUCCUAAAUGCAGACUGCAUGCAAGAAAGCAAAUCGUUCCUUGUUCCAGUCUUUGCACCAAACCAGAUGGUCUUCUCAGGCCCCAUUUCAGCCCAAAGUUUUACAGAAUAGCAAGGGGAGGAGCACCAUGGAGUAUGAAAGGCUGCAUCGCUGUCCAUCUAAAUUACCAUGCAAAUAGGACUUAAGGAUAUUGAUGCUGGUGCCUCCACAAAGGAAUUUGCAUUUGAUGCCUCCUAAAGCCAGGCAGGCUUUUUGUAAGAAUUUUAUGUAAUUUCAGUCACCAAAUUACCUGAGUUUAAGGAAGUCCUUUCCUUUUAUCAGGUGUUAACUUUGUCCUUUAAUGUGAGCUGGCUUUGAACUCCAGGGUCUCAGCACUCAACUCUGUCCCUCCGGUCUGCAAACUCUCCAUUUCCAGAUGUCUGUGUGAGGACGAACAUCCUCCUAGUGUUGAGGAAGGUCUUUAGAUAGCAUGGUCUAGUCUGUUUUUCUGGUGGUUGUAAAUAAGCUUUGGCCAAAAGGAGGCUGAUGUCCAGGCAAUGAUCCCGAAGGCUCAUUUGAUGUCUUAUCAGAUAUAUCUUGAAGCCAACCUUGGAAGAGCCACUGGAUCAUAUCUGAUGUUGCUGUGUGUCUAGCCCCAACAUGUACUCUUGGCCAUUGGGUGUGUUACGCUGUUCUGGCUGUCUUGCCUGCAGAUACCUUGCAACUGCAAAAGCAGGCAACCAAGCCUGCUCCAUGGACUUUGAAAGGGACUUCAGGAUGCUCCCCCAUAGACAGGAUGGACCCAGCUGCUUCUGGUUUGUCUCUCUAGCUCCUUUCCCAAAAGGAGGCACCUGCUCUGCUCAGCUGUGUGCUGGCUGACACAUUGGUCUGCGAUCCCGAGCAGAAUCCUUUCCUCUCUGUGCAGUCUGUCCUCAGGCUGGCCUGCAAGCUGUACAGCGGCAUGCAGGAGACUUGAAAAGUACAGUGCCCUGUAUGUGACUCAACAGAAACAUGAAGAUGCUUUUGAAGAAAGGAAGGACCCAGCUGGGCACCAGAUGGAAUGACAGGAAAAGGAAAACAAGCAGUAACUAGAAAGGUUGCCAAGUGCUGUUUUGGCCUAGGGCAGAUCCCAGUUGUCUGAGUUAAUCCAUCUCAGUGCAGUGCUGAUACCAGCAGGGAGCAAAGCUUGCUUUCAGAUGCACAUACCAGAAACACCAUGUCCCUGAGCUGGCAUCACAGCCAAAUACUACUGCGGAGAGUCUGCUGGGCUGUUAGAGCACAGAAAUGAGAUCUGGGGUCCCUUGCUACCAUUGGCACAUGGUACAUAUUUGCUCUAACCUCAGGCAAGUCACAUCCCCUCUUGAUGCCCAUUCCCUUCUGCAGCACAGGGGAGGAACCUGCCUUCCCAAGAUGCUACCACCACCCUACAUGGAUUUUGCCAAGUGUGUGACAGGCACCAUUGAUAGGAUAGCUCUGCAAGCAAGACACAAAAAACAUGCCAUAGAAAUUUUAUGCAUAUUUUCAAAGUACUACUCUGCUUUCCCUCUGUUAACCAGGUUCUGAUGUUGCUUGCAUGUGCCAUAAGGCUGCAGGGUAGAAGUUAGUAGAGAGAUUAAAAAGCUUUUGGGGAAGAUGUUUGGCAAGGAUGUCUUUCCCAGUUAUUUGGCAGCUGGUUCUUGUACAAUUGGCUUCUCAAUCUGCAUGCUGCCACAGGGAACAUGUAAGAAGAUUUGGUGGCCUAACAGCACCAUCCCCUGCUAGUAGAAUUAAGGAACUUCCUUAAUUGUGCAACUGGGAUAGCGAGUGCUGAUGGGAGGGAAGAGACCACUGAAGGGUUCAUUUGUGAUAUUCCCAUGGCAGUUUCAUGCUCUUUCUUUUAGCAUCCAUGUAAUCAUCUGAGGGUAUAAACUGGCAGUUUUGCCUGGUCUCUUCCUUUACUUUUCCAUUCUCCAUUCACGCUCACAUGGGGUAUGGCCACUCUUACCUAGAAUGAAGUAGGCUUUGUCACCUGGCUGCUGCUUGGCUCAACAAGCACAGGCUGUGUGUUCGAAAGAAAUAUCUGCAUAGCUGGGCAGUGCCACAGGGCAAGCUGGGCUAGGUUGAGCCUAAGGGGAAGGCAUGGGAAGGUCUUCAUUUUGAGGUGCUUCUCACCUCUAGGAGAACAUUGCAUCCUUGUCACUUCCUUUCAAGGCCUUCCAGCGAGAGGAAUUGCUCCACACCUUGAACCACAUCUCAUCAGCCAAACCCACCUUUGUUACAGAGCCACACAAGCCCUGAAGCAGAAGGGCCAUUAAUUUAGCAUAGAGGAAGCGGUUGUGACCUGGGAUUACCUACAGAAGAUUAAUGCAGGUUUCUCACAGGGGCUGGCAUCUGUAUUUUAACUCCCUGUAUUAUGCAGCUGAUCUGCUGCAUUGCUACCAAAAAAUUACUACAUCCCCUUCUUUACCCCCCUUGACACUGGUGGCAAUCCCAGGAUCACAGCAGCUAAAUGCUACCUGGCUAAGCACUGCUUUGACAGCUUGCUGGGGAGGCAAGGCUGGGGACUAAUUGAGAUUACAUGGAGCGAGCAGUAUGGCCCAUGCAGCUGUGCAGCAAGCAAGCCAUGUCACAGAGCAGCACAGACACUGGCAGGACAGGUUGCAGAUUUCCCUGGUGCCUGUGGAGAGCAGCUCUUCCUAUUGCUUCCCAGACCCAUCUACUGCUGGUGGUGGCUCUGAGCGUUUCUCUUUCUCUAAAAAGCUGCCCCAGCAAAAGAUGCAUUUGCUCCUAGGAGCCCACCUCAGUGGUUGUGCCUGGUCUGUGGAGCCAUUUCCAUAGUAACAAAUGGUGACAUCAGGGAG
Haliaeetus leucocephalus (bald eagle) is the source of this 6814-nucleotide messenger RNA. RefSeq names its product family with sequence similarity 219, member A (gene FAM219A). The record is from RefSeq and is a predicted model, not a curated record. NCBI's taxonomy places the organism in Eukaryota, Metazoa, Chordata, Aves, Accipitriformes, Accipitridae. The transcript has 6 exons. Bases 1 to 609 code for a protein of 202 amino acids.